AUGCGUGGCCUUCUGAGGUUCGUAGCCGGUAACGUGUUCUAUCCCGUGAGCCAGAACUACACCAUAGUGCGACGUCCAUGGCAAACCUUCUACAGAUGUAAUGCCUACCCGACCGUCGUGGUGCAAGCAAAGAAUGCCAAUGACGUGAUACUGACCCUGCAGUACGCAGAGGAGAAUAAACUCCAAGUGGCGGUUCGCAACGGAGGGCAUUCGUUCGCAGGAAUAAGCAGCUCAUCUGGCUUAGUCCUGGACGUGUCUUUGAUGAAAGACAUUCGCGUCACAUCAGAAGAAGCCGACCUCCUACCACUAGUGAGAGUCGGCGCCGGUCAGGUGAAUUUCGGUGGGUAUUACGAACUGGCAAAAUUCGACUUAACCCUUCCAGCGGGAGGCUGUCCGAGUGUAGGAAUCAGUGGUCUUACUCUCGGUGGCGGCUUUGGCAUUUUGUCCAGAAAAUGGGGCCUCACAUCCGACCAAGUGUACUCCAUUGAGGCUGUCGUGUAUCAAGACCAAUCCUACAAAGCAGUGACAGUAAAACCCGACAAUCAGUAUAGUGAUUUGUUCUUCGCAUUCCGUGGCGGCAUGGGUGGGAAUUACGGUGUCGUCACCAGCUGGACGUACCGUGCCCAUCGCAUAGAGACCGUCUAUACAUCCACGUUUAGCCUCGAUUUAGUCGCCGCUAGAGCAGCUAAGUUAACAUUUGACCCCAACGCUUACAGGCAUAUUGUAGACGCUAUCGGUAACUUUUCCUUCUGGUGCGAUAUUGUAAGUGACAACACGAAUUGCGAGAUGGCCAUAUCAACCACACCAUUGCCCACAGUGGAUCUUGAAGGACCAGAGGCAGCGAUCGCGCAACUGGCCAAAAGCGUCAAUCUGGAGACCUACUGCAUUUGCAAUAGACGCGAUUGUAGCGCAUGCAGAGAAGAAGUAAACCGGCUGGCGCGCGUGCUGAGAGACGUCGACGCUAGCACACCCUGGAACCUGUACACCUCGGACAUUAGCCCCGCAGCGGGCGUACCAUGGCGCGAGUAUAUCUGGACCUUAGCGGGCUGCACCCAGUACUACAACGCUACGCUUUACAGUCGAGGACAGUACCCACCCAUUUCGUUGGCGCAAGCUUGCAUUGAGCACGCCCAGGCUGCGAUCGGCCGAGCUGAGUACAAUCGCAAGAAGAGCCUGUUCCUAAGCAAGAACCCUGACUCCAAUCUGAUGUUGAAGGUACUGGAUUGGUUUGAUUCGUUCUCCGAAAAUAUCAUCGUCGAUACCUACACGGCAGCCAAUAUAGAGUUUUAUUACUGGCGUGGUGCACUUGCUCGCCCGCCUCGGUAUGCUGCUGAUUCUGCGUGGAGCCAUCGCGAUGAAAAAUGGUUGGUCCACAUCACGGGUCGCUUUCCUCAAGACGCCACGCCAGAGACAAUUGCGAAUGUAUACUAUGCGUUGGGAAUGCUUCAUAGCAUCUUCCUCAACGCUGAGAAGAGCACCACGACCCGCAUUCAGGACUAUCAGAAUUUCGCGGAUGGGUCCCUCAGCUACGAAGGUUGGAGCCACUUCUAUUUCGACCCACCUACGAUUGAACGCCUAUCGAAGAUCAAUUAUAAGUACAAUCCCAACGAUAUCUUUCGCAAUGAGUUGUCUGUUCCAUUGGACAGGCCUUGCGCAUCACGGUCUUCUAGCUCUUCUUCCAGACUGAUGUCCGCCGUGUUCAUCGUGAUGGUUUGCCUCUUGGCAGCCAGCACGUGGUGA
Molecule: messenger RNA, 1740 nt
Organism: Sycon ciliatum
Lineage: Eukaryota; Metazoa; Porifera; Calcarea; Leucosolenida; Sycettidae
Exons: 1
Coding region: 1-1740 (579 amino acids)
Molecular function (GO): oxidoreductase activity; FAD binding
Source: RefSeq, a predicted model, not a curated record